Mercurialis annua (annual mercury) is the source of this 899-nucleotide messenger RNA. RefSeq lists its product as uncharacterized. Bases 143 to 763 code for a protein of 206 amino acids. The transcript has a single exon. The record is from RefSeq and is a predicted model, not a curated record. NCBI's taxonomy places the organism in Eukaryota, Viridiplantae, Streptophyta, Magnoliopsida, Malpighiales, Euphorbiaceae.
UAUUAACAGUUUCAACAAUCCAAACACUGUUCAUGAAACAAUUAUAUAAAUUGAACCCACAUAUGCAUCUGUUUAUUCACAUACUUAAAAAUUAAUCUCUUUAUCACAAACCCUACUUCAUUGCUCUUAAUCAAUUCCAGUCAUGGCACAGACAUUGAUGAGUUCAUACGGUAAUACAAAAGACAACAUGAAUAUUCACAAACCUAGUAGACUUUCAAUGGAAGGUCUACAAAGAACGAUUUCCGACAUUUCAUUUGACCUAAUAACCAAAGAAACCGCGACGACGAUGACGACAACAACAACGGAAUCAAAUUCUUCAUCAAAUCUUCUUCCAUCGAUUUCGGAAACAGAAGACGGAAAAUGCGAGUGCUGCGGAAUGAGUGAGGAGUGUACUAUUGAGUAUAUGAAACGAGUUCGUGGCAAAUUCUUAGGGAAAUUUGUUUGUGGAUUAUGUGCCGAAGCUGUGCAGCAAGAAAUGGAGAAAAAUGGAGGGAAGAAAGAGGAAGCCAUUGAUGAACAUGUGAGUGCUUGUGUUAAGUUUAAUAGGGUUUGCAGAGUAAACCCUAUUUUGUAUCAAGCUGAAGCAAUGAGAGAGAUGUUGAAGAGGAGUUCGAGUAUUAGUAGAGCCAAGUCUAUUAGUCCUAGAGAUAGGGAUAUUAGUGGUAAUGUUCAAAAGAAAGGCGGUAUUGCGAGGAGCUCGAGCUGUAUUCCGGCGUUAACAAGGGAGAUUACUGAUCAGAAAUUGGUUAAUAAAUUGAUUUAAUUAACUAUAUUCGUUGAUGAUGAUUAUAUACAUAUUAAUAAUCAAAAUAAUAAUGUUAGUUGUUUUACAUAUGCAAUCACUGUUAGUUUUUCUUUGAUUUUGACAUAAUAAAACUUGUUUAUUAGUUGGUUAUCUA